CUGAUUUUCUCUUUUAUUUUGUGUCUAUUUCUUCUUCUCAUACUACUUUAUUUUUAUUAGAAAAUGAUGAAAGAAAAUAUGAUGUUUGAACACAAACAUCCAUUUAGUCUUAUAGACUUGUGGUCGGAAGAAGAGUCUGAAGAAGACGAGGAGGAGAAGGAUGAUGUUUUAAUUGCAAAACAAGACUUUCAAUGUUUAUGUUCCAGAUGUGGGGAAGAAAUCAACUGGUAUCAUAGGUAUUACUACUCUUGUUGUCAUUGUAGUGAUUACUCUGUUCAUAAAUUUUGUGCAGAGCUUCCAGAAAGAUCCGAAGACGUUUGUGAGGUUGGUCAUACUCUUCACUUCAUCCAAUCGACGUCAUAUUGGAAGUGUCAAAUUUGUGGUAGGUAUCAUAAGCCUGGAGAUUUGUGGUAUCGUUGUCAUCGUUGUUAUUUUUCUGUUGAUGUAAAUUGUGUUACGACAAGGCUACAAAAAAAUGUCAUCCAUCAUCCUAGCCACAAACACCCACUAAUUUACUUCCCAAAACAAGUUUUAGACAUGUGCGAUGCAUGUGGGAAGGAACAUAAAGGUAUCUUUUAUUAUUGUCCCAUGUGUGUUCGUUCUAAAUUCAUUCAUAGUGAUUGUGCUUUUCUACCGCAAAAGUUGCAAAUCCAAGAUACUACAAAUGAUGUCUUCUCCCAUAUCCAUCAUCUCACCCUUGCUUAUUCCUUUCCAAUCGAUGAUCAAAGUUCUAAAAACUGGCCACUGUGUAGGGUAUGUCGUAAUGGGUUUGAACAUAAAUCAAAUCUUUGGAUGUAUAAAUGCGAGAAAUGUAGAUACUAUACCCAUCUAGAUUGCGCAACAUCAAGAAAUGAGCCAUUCAUGUCAAUCCUCAAGUCUCCAGGUACAAGCAGUAAAAACUACAAAGAUGAUGAACAUCUUGAUCUUCUUCAUCUUCCGUUUCCCGAUCCAUCUUAUAGCCUACUAAAACACUUGUUUUCCAAGGAAAAAGGAUUAAGUACGUUAGAAAUUUCUAACAAGAUCACCUGCAAAGCACAAGGUAUUAUUCAUAAACACCCACUAAUUCUAGAGGAUAUCACAAUCCCCACCUCUUCUAGAAAAAAAUCAAUAUCCUAUCAUGACCCAAUGAAGAGAAUUCAACUUUUGUGCGACGUGUGUGUGAGACCAAUUACGAGUGGCCCAAUUUACGUGUGUGACAAUGAGGGGCAAUGCAACUUUGUGCUCCACGAGUGGUGCUCACGGCUACCUCCUGAACUGAUAGACCACCCUGCUCACCAACAACAUACCCUGAUUCUCCAUUCAAAAGCCCCUCCUCGUAAGUUUUUUGGGGUGUUUAGGUGUAAUAUUUGCAGGUUACCUUGUAAUGGAUUUGCCUACUGUUGUAUGGAUUGCAACAACUUCAUCAUUGACGUUCACUGCGCCUUCUUACCUAAAGAAAUCACUCAUACUUUUCACCCAAAUCACCUCCUUUCUAGGGUUUAUCACGAAGAAUGGGUUGAUUGGUGAGUAAGUUAUCUUAUU
Molecule: messenger RNA, 1521 nt
Organism: Helianthus annuus (common sunflower)
Lineage: Eukaryota; Viridiplantae; Streptophyta; Magnoliopsida; Asterales; Asteraceae
Exons: 2
Coding region: 64-1506 (480 amino acids)
Source: RefSeq, a predicted model, not a curated record